AUGUAUGAGCCGCUCAACGUCAUGUUCGAAAAAUCCCUUUACGACCUCAUUCGAGGCCUACGAAACCACAAGGGCAACGAGCGCGAAUACAUCCAGAACAGCCUGAAAGAAUGUCGCGCCGAGGUUCGCAGCCAGGACAUGGACCUCAAGGCCACGGCCCUCAUGAAGCUCGUGUACCUCGAAAUGGUCGGCCAUGACAUGUCUUGGGCCUCGUUCCACGUCCUCGAGGUCAUGUCCUCGCCCAAGUACCACCAGAAGCGUGUCGGCUACCUCGCCGCUGUGCAGAGCUUCCGCCCCGACACGGAGGUUCUUAUGCUGGCCACGAACCUCCUGAAGAAGGACCUAGCCUCGCCCCAUGCGACAACCAUCACUCUGCCCAUGGCCACGCUGCCACACAUCAUCACACCCUCCCUCGCCCUCUCUACCCUCUCCGACCUGCUGCCGCGCCUCAGCCACUCGCACCCCAACAUCCGCAAGAAGGUCAUCGUCACCCUGUACCGAUUGGCUCUCGUCUACCCCGAGACCCUGAGGGCCGCCUGGCCCAAGAUCAAGGAACGCCUCAUGAACAAGGACGAGGACCCCAGCGUCACGGCUGCCAUUGUCAAUGUCGUCUGCGAGCUGGGCUGGCGGCGGCCCCACGACUUUUUUUUUUUGGCGCCGAGGCUGUUUGAGCUGCUCGUCGAGGGCGGCAACAACUGGAUGGCCAUCAAGCUGAUCAAGCUGUUUGCCACCCUGACGCCGCUCGAGCCGCGGCUCGUCCGCAAGCUGCUGCCACCGCUGACCGAUCUCAUCCGCACGACGCCCGCCAUGUCUCUUCUCUACGAGUGCAUCAACGGCAUUAUUCAGGGCGGCAUCCUGGGAAGUGCGGACGACGGCAGCGAAGAGAUCGCCACCCUCUGUGUGAACAAACUCAGGGGCAUGAUCAUGGUCGAUGGUGAUCCGAACCUCAAAUACGUCGCUCUCCUGGCCUUCAACAAGAUUGUCUUGACACAUCCCUUCCUCGUCGCACAGCAGGAGGACGUCAUCCUCGAGUGCAUCGAUAGUCCCGACAUUACUAUCCGAAUAAAGGCCCUCGACCUCGUCAAGGGCAUGGUCAGUGGAGACAACCUCGUCUCUGUCGUGAGCCGUCUCAUGAAGCAACUGCGGUCUUCGACACCGCCUAAGAACCGACAGAACGCCGGUGCUCCCCUGGGGCCCGACUCAGCGCCCGACUCGGAGGAAGAGGCUGAGGUCAUCAACCCCAAAGCAAAGGAGAAGGGCCAGGCGCCGCCACUGCCGGACGACUACCGCAUCGAUGUCAAUGGAAGGAUCCUCGACAUGUGUGCGCAGAACAACUAUGCGAACCUCGUCGACUUUGACUGGUACAUUGAUGUCUUGACACAGCUUGUGCGCAUGGCUCCGGCGCCGAGGUCUGUGGGCACAGAGCUCGAAUCUGCCUCGUCUUACGGAAGCUCGACGUCGGGCGACAUUUCUGAAAAGAUUGGCGACGAGCUGCGCAAUGUCUCUGUCAAGGUCAUGGCCAUGAGGCGAUCCGUCGUCAUGGCGGCGGACCUCAUCUUGACGCAACUCAACGCCGAUACGCCGCCGGGCCACUUCAUCACAUCCGCGUCCAUCAAGUCGAUUGCUUGGAUUAUCGGAGAGUACCCCAUCAUGCUCUCUUCCACAGACGACUCCCUGACGACACUAUUACAAACAAUCCCGAGGACCAACGUUCCGGAGAUACUCAUCACCUGCCUACAGGCUGUCGCCAAGGUCUUCGCUUUUAUCGCAAGUAACGACAGACAACUGUGGACGCCAGAGUGGAAGUCAAGGAUAACACUGCUCAUGGCCCGCGUCAUCAAUAUUUUUGAGCCUCUAGCCCUGCACCCAAGCCUCGAGGUGCAGGAGCGGGCAGUCGAGUUUAUCGAGCUCCUCAAGCUCACGGCUGAAGCUGCGUCAGGGCACGCCAUAUCAACAGAUGAAGCCGAGCAAGACCCCCCACUCCUUCUUACCCAAGCGAUACCUUCGCUCUUCCAGGGUUGGGAGCUCAACUCUGUCGCGCCAGGCGCGCAGAGAAAUGUCCCCGUCCCCGAGGGUCUCGAUCUCGACGAGCCCAUUCACUCAAAUCUCAAUGCUUUGCUGGCGAGAGCAGACUUUUUGCCGGCCAGCACCGAAGAGGCGGACGACUUUGAGGUCUACUACCACCAACGCCCUGCACCAACGAGCGUCUCCUCUUCAGAGCCGGCUAUCAACAGAAUCGCAGAUGUCGCAACCGAGGAGAACGUGUCGUCGUACCAGCAGCCGACAGAAGACACGUACCUCGACGCUGACAUCAUCGCUCGCCGCAAGGCCGAGCGCCAGGAACGCAACCGCGACGACCCCUUCUACAUUGGCGGCCUCGGCUCCGGCUCCGGCUCCGGCGGCGCCUCGACACCUAUCCACAACAUUCUCCAGAGGGAAAACGGCCCGGACCUCGAUAUUGACUCGAUCCCCAUUAUGCAGCUGGACCUCGACAAGCUCGGCACCUCUGCGCCGACGUCCUCUUCCUCUCAGCAGCAGCACCACCUCCAGCAAAGGCCACCGCCGCGGCCCCGCCAGCGCGUCGUUGUCGCCGCAGACGAGACGCUCGCGGGUGCGGCGGCAGGGGCCACGAGCGGCCUCUCGACGCCCCGUGCCUACGAGUCGGAGAACAACUCGGACAGCUUCACGCGCAGCCGCGCCAAGAAGCUCCGCCAGGGCCUCCUUCACGUCGACUCGUCGCACAUUGGCACCUUUAGUCUCGAAGGCGACAAUGACGCCGCCACGGCCGGGGGCGCCGGUGCCGGUGCCCAGGCGAACCCGUACGACUACGAGAGGCAGCAGCGCGAGGAGGCCGAGAUGGCGCAGGCCAUGAAGGAGGUCGAGAGGCUGCGGCUCGAGAUGCAGCGCGCCAACGAGCGCAUCUCGGUUCGCGCAGGGGCGUCGAUGCCGAGGGCACCGUCGUCAAAGCGCAAGGUCAAGAAGAAGAGCAGCGCCGCGGCCUGGGGGACGGCACGGCCGUCAAGAAGAACGACCAAGAAGAAGAAGAAGGUCGAUGGGGCAGAGACGCUGAUCGAAGGAGACGCGGCGACGGGGGCAGUCGAUGGAAACGGCGAACCGGCGGUCGUGGUGGCCAAGAAGAAGAAAAAGAAGAAGGCGCCGGUUAUCAUUACGGACGACGCCGAGGCGCAGACGGGGGAAAGGUCAUGA
Molecule: messenger RNA, 3207 nt
Organism: Verticillium dahliae VdLs.17
Lineage: Eukaryota; Fungi; Ascomycota; Sordariomycetes; Glomerellales; Plectosphaerellaceae
Product: AP-3 complex subunit delta
Exons: 5
Coding region: 1-3207 (1068 amino acids)
Biological process (GO): protein targeting to vacuole; Golgi to vacuole transport
Cellular component (GO): AP-3 adaptor complex; endosome membrane; membrane coat
Source: RefSeq, a predicted model, not a curated record